Molecule: messenger RNA, 3117 nt
Organism: Musa acuminata AAA Group (dessert banana)
Lineage: Eukaryota; Viridiplantae; Streptophyta; Magnoliopsida; Zingiberales; Musaceae
Product: PHD finger protein EHD3-like
Exons: 7
Coding region: 286-2514 (742 amino acids)
Molecular function (GO): DNA binding
Source: RefSeq, a predicted model, not a curated record
GUUUACCACAUUCAAAUCCACCCAACCCAAAAAUAUAGGCUUCUUGUCCUAACCCUCUUCUUCGUCUUCUUCCCCCUUUCCUGCCGUCGUCGUCGAUCCCUAGCUCAGGAAGAUCCUAUCUUUCGCAUUUUUACCCGUCGGCGGACCCUCUUUCUUGAUUUCUGCUAACUUCAAUUUGGUCUUUGGCGACCUGUGGUGGGGUUGGUCGCUGGAUCCGGCGUCUGGGAGGUGAUGAAGUCGAGCGAAACCCUAGCUGCCCACGGGGGGAAAUUUUAAGCGUCGGUUAUGGCUUUGGAAGGCGGCAAGUUCUUUAAGCUGGAAGAAUCGCCUGGCGAGGGUUUGAUUACUUACAGGAGGCGGAAGCGUGCCAUGCCGGAUGCGGAUGCCCUUCAGGUCUUGGACACAUCUCAUCGGAAUAGGGAUAUCGGGUGGAACCACGGUGAGAUAGUUGAUGGAAAUAGGUUUCACUGGAUGUGCAAUUGGUGUGGCUUAAUCAGAUAUGGUGGUGGGGUAUCUAGGCUUAAGAAACAUCUUGCUGGUGCUUGCCAUGUUAAGAAGUGCCCAAAUGUUCCAGAUGACAUUGCAAAGUCCAUAAUGCAUCAUUUGAUGGAGAAGCAAAAGAACAGAGCGAAAAGAUCGAUUAGAUGCUCUGGUAUUGAUGGAACUGAGUUGAAUAAUUCUCAUAAUAAUGCCAUAGAUCAUAGAGAUCGUGCAAAAAGCAGCAUGGAGAUGCAGGUGGCAUGUGCUGGUAGAUUCAGUAAGAAAUCAACUAACCGAUCUAAAAACAUUAAAAUUGGUACCCAAUUUUCCAAUAGUGCUAGUCAGCACUCAAAGACAACUGCUCAGCUACCUGGGACUGGCAUGACUAAGGGUAUGAUGGAACCUUGUGAGACUGUUUCAUAUGCUGGUACUUCUCGUCCAGAAUGGCAUGACAGGAUAAUUCGUCACUGGAAAAAUGUAAUAGAACACCAAUUCAAGUUAUCCUAUAUGAAACCAGGUCAUGGCAUCUGGAAUGUCCUGUAUGAUGCACUGUCAUUGGGCCAUUCUCAACUUCUUCGAAAACUGAUGAUGAUUGAUGCUAUCAGGAACCAUGAACAGCUAAAUGGCAGAUACUUAGUGGACUCUGAAGUAAAGAUUCAAGGUCAAUGGCCAGAUUGUUUUGAAACAGCUAAAGAACAAAAACUUGUGGAAUUAAGAGCCAGCUAUUACAAAGAAGAUACAAACACUAGAAAGUGUGAAAAAGCUUUCCUUGAAAUUUUGAUUUCAGAAAAGUUCGCAAUUUUAUGUGAUUUUCUUUGGGAUACCUUUGAAGAAAACAAGGCUAAAACAUUUUUAGACUUUCGCCUGAUUGACUCGAAAUUGAAAAAUGGGGAUUAUGAACGGUCACUGGAAUUGUAUAACCAGGAUGUCCAACAGAUUUGGGACAACAUGCAAAAGAUCGGUCAGGAAAUGAUUAUUCUAGCAAAUAGUCUUUCAAGCUUGUCAAGGGCUUCUUGUCGGAAGCAGGUUAUAGAAGACCUCAUAAAUGCAGCUGAUGACCCUAAACCUGAGGAGGCUUGUCAAAUAGGUGUUGUACAGACGAAUACUGCUGGAUCAUAUCCCGCAAAACAGCUCACCUGCUGUGGAUCAGAUUGUUCCACAAAACCUGAUCAAACAGAGGCGGCUGAUGUGUACAAAGCUUUCACCUGUAAGCAGUGUGGCAUGAAAGCGAAUGAGGAAUGCAGCCUUUUUUGUGAUGGGUGUGAAGCAGUAUACCAUUUCUCCUGCAUCAAACCUGCUAUCGAAGAGAUUUCUACUCCGAGCUGGUUCUGUGCUGCCUGUAGCAAAAACAACAAAGAUUCUGCUGAUCAAGCCUGCGCUGAAAGCACUAAAGGCAGCUUGCACCAGAAUUGUGUGGUUUGCGAUAGGCUUGAAGUUUCCGAGUCACUAGAGGACCUUGAUGAGAAUGGCAGUAGGACCAGAUUAGCUACUGACUCUGGAGAGAGCUCCGUCUCAAGUAUGGAGUCUGAAGAGCCACCAGAACCAUCGAGAACUGCUGUGUCAAGCUUGUGCAAGAUAUGUGGAACCUGUGAGGAUGAAGACAAAAAAUUCUUAGUAUGUGGUCAUCUUCAAUGCCCUUACAAGUUCUAUCAUAUCAGAUGCCUAAAAAGUAGUCAGAUAGCUAGUCCACAACAACAGAACAGACCAUGUUGGUAUUGCCCAUCUUGCCUCUGCAGAGCUUGCCUAUGUGAUAAGGAUGACGACAAGAUUGUGCUUUGUGAUGGUUGUGAUGAGGCGUAUCACACUUACUGCAUGAAACCACCUCGGACAUUGGUUCCCAAGGGACAGUGGUACUGUGUCCCAUGCAAUGUCGCCAGAGCAAGGGAAGGGAUGAGAAGAUAUGAGCAAUGGAUUUUGCAGCAGCAUGGGAAGAACGAAGGGCGGCAGUCUAAUGAGGCGAUUGGAUCGAUGGAUUUGCUACUGAGUGCUGCUGAAAAGCUGAGCUCAGAGGAGAAAUUGGCUUCAGGGCAGUAAUGUAAAGCCUGUGACAUUGCUUGGUGAUCGAAAUGGUCGCCUUGGAGGCAUCGGUGGCGUGUAGAAUGACUUGUCCUGUUUUGUAAGGCUGCACAAAAGUAGCCUAGGAGAAUAUUCAUAGUUGCCUAAUAUUUUUUCAGAUACAUUUAGUUGGGAAUCGUUUGCAUCACAGUUCAUAUGAAUGGAAUCGAAAAUGGCAGGAAACCAAGCUUGAUGAAACAGAGUUUGGAAAUGUUGGAAGCCAAUGACUUCUUCUGAACUGAUGUCUGUAGAAACCCGAGGCAGAUUGCCUUCUUUCUCUGUAACUUUCUAAAGCUGCAAAAGAAGGAGCUGAGAUUUCUUAUGCAAGGUAGGCAAUUCAUGUAGAUGUAGCCUACGAGUGUAAUCUCCUUGUCUCAGAAAAUUAGCAUAUUUGUCCAGAAUGUGUGGGCUUUAUAUCUGGUGGUGGAGCUUAAAGUGUCAGAAUAAUUUAUGAUUAGAGUCAAAAUUAAUGUGGAACAUGUCACCAUGACCCUUUUAGCAACACUAUUUCCAUAGCCUUGACUACAAGUAUCAACAUUGGUUCACCAAUUCUGCCAAUGAAUCAGUGCAAAGUUGUUGAUA